Messenger RNA from Echinops telfairi (small Madagascar hedgehog), 4094 nucleotides. RefSeq names its product pleckstrin homology domain containing A6 (gene PLEKHA6). The transcript has 26 exons. Bases 1 to 3831 code for a protein of 1276 amino acids. Lineage: Eukaryota; Metazoa; Chordata; Mammalia; Afrosoricida; Tenrecidae. The record is from RefSeq and is a predicted model, not a curated record.
AUGUUGCUGACGUUCCGGCUGGAGAAUUCUUUGUGCUCCAGCGACGGCGUAUGGAGACAACAGAGUCCUCACACAGUGAAAACGAACAAGCAAGAGCUCGAUGGACUGACGGAAGUCACUCCCAAAAAUAUCACGCUGAGUCAAGAGCAAGUCGCAGAACAUGAAAAACAGCUCUUUUCACCAGGCAACCGCAUAAGGAGGAAACACAAGGCGAUCGAAUUGAGGUGUACCUUCGCCGAGCCAAAAGGAGACCUGGCCGUACAGGAGCUGAGUUGCGGGGCUGCGAAUGGAAGGUCGGCGAUUCAAACCCACCAGCUGCUCUGUGGAGACAGAUGUCGCUUCCUGCUCUGUUCGGAUGACAGCUGGAGAAACGUGACGCAGGCGACGCGGACAACCCGCAAAGCCAUCGCCUUUGGCAAGCGCUCACACUCCAUGAAGCGGAACCCCACUGCCCCCGUCACCAAGGCAGGCUGGCUGUUCAAACAGGCCAGCUCGGGCGUGAAGCAGUGGAACAAGCGCUGGUUCGUGUUGGUGGACCGCUGCCUCUUCUACUACAAAGGUGAGCCUGCCCUCUGGACCCUGGUGGGGGUGCUGCAGGCCCUUAAACCCUCGGCUGCCAACCGGAAGGUGACCGUGUGCUGGCUGGACCAGGCCGGGGCCAGCUCGGUGCGCUGCCUCUCCCCACAGGCCGAGCACGCGGGGGUCCGAACUUACUUCUUCAGUGCCGAGAGCCCCGAAGAGCAGGAGGCCUGGAUCCAGGCCAUGGGGGAGGCCGCCCGAGUCCAGAUCCCCCCAGCCCAGAAGUCGGUGCCCCAGGCUGUGCGCCAAAACCAUGAGAAGCCAGACUCAGAGAACAUCCCACCCAGCAAACACCACCCCCAGCAGCCACACAACCACCUUGCCAAGCCCGAGCCAGAGGCCAAGACUCGAGGGGAGGGUGACGGCCGAGGCUGCGAGAAAACAGAGAGGAGGCCCGAGAGGCCCGACGUCAAGAAGGAGCCUCUGGUGAAAGCCAACGGUAUCCAAGCUGGACCAGACCCAGCCUCCGAGCCCGGCAGCCCUUACCCAGACGGCCCAAGGAUCCCAGGGGGUGGGGAGCGGGCCGGCCAGCCCAAUGGCUGGCCUUAUAGCUCUCCAAGCCGACCAGGGAGCACGGCUUUCCCGCCUCAGGAGAGUGCAGAGAGUGGGGGCCACCGGCAGAGCUUCCCACCCCGCACCAACCCUGACAAAAUCGCCCAACGCAAGAGCUCCAUGAGCCAGCUUCAGCAGUGGGUCAAUCUCCGCCGGGGGGUGCCCCAGCCCGAAGACCUUCGGAGCCCCUCUAGGUUCUACCCCAUGCCCCGAAGGAUCCCAGAAUACUAUGGACCCUAUACCCCGCAGUACCCGGACGAUUACCAGUACUACCCCCCGGGCGUGCGGCCGGACAGCAUCUGUUCCAUGCCCGCCUACGAUCGCAUCAGCCCGUCCUGGGCCCUGGAGGACAAGCGCCACUCCUUCCGCAACGGGGGCGGGGCUGCCUACCAGCUGCGGGAGUGGAAGGAGUCCUCCGGCUACGGGCGGCAGGACGGCACCGUCUGGAUCCCCAGCCCCUCCCGGCAGCCCGUCUAUUACGACGAGCUGGACGCUGCCUCGGGCUCGCUGCGCCGUCUGUCCCUGCAGCCCCGCUCCCACUCCGUGCCCCGCUCGCCCAGCCAGGGCUCCUACAGCCGCGCCCGCAUUUACUCCCCGGCCCGCUCACCCAGCGCCCGCUUUGAGCGGCUGCCACCCCGCAGCGAGGACAUCUACGCAGACCCCGCCGCCUACGUCAUGCGACGAUCCAUCAGUUCCCCCAAGUAUGAUUACCUGGGAGACAGGCGGCCAGUCCCUGCAGGACUGUUCCCCUACAACUACCCACCAUCCCCCACGAUCCACGAUAAGAUGGAUGAACUUUUAGACCUUCAGUUGCAAAGAAACCUAGAGUAUUUGGAUCAGCAGAUGAGUGACAGCGAGACUCUCAUCAGCAUGGUGAACCGCAUGGUGGGAAACUCUUCCCCCAGGGCCCAACUGUUCAUGCAAGUCCCUUCGUACCCAGAAGUCUUCCGGGACAGCGUCCACACCUACAAGCUAAAUGAGCAAGAUACGGAUAAGCUGCUGGGCAAACUCUGUGAGCAGAACAAGGUGGUGAGGGAGCAGGACCGGCUGGUGCAGCAGCUCCGGGCGGAGAAGGAGAGCCUGGAAAGUGCCUUGAUGGGAACCCACCAGGAGCUGGAGAUGUUUGGGAGCCAGCCCGCGUACCCCGAGAAGCUGCUGCACAAGAAGGAAUCGCUGCAAAACCAGCUCAUCCACAUCCGGGUGGAGCUGUCUCAGGCCACCACGGCCCUGGCUAGCAGCACCAUGGAGUACGAGAGCCUGGAGUCCGAUGUCUCCACCCUGCACGAUGACCUCUGGGAGCAGCUCAAUUUGGACAUCCAGAAUGAGGCGCUCAGCCGGCAGAUCCAGAAGGAGAUCUGGCGGAUCCAGGACGUGAUGGAGGGGCUGAGGAAGAACAACCCGUCUCGGGGCACCGACACGGCCAAGCACAGAGGAGGACCGGGGACCUCCGCGACCUACAGCUCCAACAGCCCCGCCAGCCCGCUCAGCUCCGCCAGCCUCACCAGCCCCCUGAGCCCCUUUUCACUGGUCUCUGGCUCUCAGGGGUCCCCCACCAAGCCCGGGUCCAAUGAGGAACCUGGCCCGCCUCGGCCUCCCCUCCCCAAAGCCUACGUCCCCCUGGAGUCUCCUCCCACCGUCCCUCCACUCCCUAGUGAAAGCCGCUUCUGGCCAUACCCCAACUCCCCUUCCUGGCACCGCAGUGGCGAGCCAGCCAGGGGUCAGCCCAAGGCCAACUAUGAGCCGAGCAAGAAAGACCCCCAUCCGACAUCGCCCCUGGACACCCCUAGAGAUCUCGGUCUUGUGCCUACCAGGCAGGAGGUGGAGGCAGACAAACAGGCAGCUCUUAACAAAGUUGGCAUUGUGCCCCCUCGAACAAAGUCGCCCGCUGAUGAGGAGGGGACCCCCAAAGCAGUGGUGAGGAGGAGUGCCCACGGGCUCACCAAUGGACUGGCCUCGCGGCAGGAGCGCCCGAAGAGCGCUGUGUUCCCGGGUGAGGGGAAGGCCAAGAUGAGCGUGGAGGAGCAGAUGGACCGCAUGCGGCGGCACCAGAGCGGCUCUGUGAAGGAGAAGCGCAGGAGCCUGCAGCUCCCGGCCAGCCCGGCCCCUGACGCCAGCGCCCGGCCGACCUACAGAGUGGUGCGCCGCCACCGUAGCAUCCACGAGGUGGACAUCUCCAACCUGGAGGCAGCUCUGCGGGCAGAGGAGCCCGGCGGGCAGGCCUAUGAGACGCCCCGGGAGGAGAUCGCCCGGCUGCGUAAGACGGAGCUGGAGCCCCAGCACUAUGACGUGGACAUCAGCAAGGAGCUCUGCACCCCGGACAAAGUCCUCAUCCCCGAACGGUACCUGGACCUGGAGCCCGACACUCCCCUGAGCCCCGAGGAGCUGAAGGAGAAGCAGAAGAAGGUGGAACGGAUUAAGACGCUCAUUGCCAAAUCCAGUAUGCAGAACGUGGUGCCCGUCGGCGAGGGGGACUCUGUGGACAUGCCCCAGGACUCGGAGAGCCAGCUGCAGGAGCAGGAGAAGCGGAUUGAGAUCUCCUGCGCCCUGGCCACCGAGGCCUCCCGCAGGGGCCGCAUGCUGUCUGUGCAAUGUGCCACCCCCAGCCCUCCCACCUCCCCUGCCUCCCCGACUCCACCAGCCAACCCCCUCUCGUCUGAAUCCCCACGGGGCACCGACUACAGCCAUACCAUGCGGGUCUGAGCUCUGACUGCAAGCCCUGGCCGAGGCCAAUGCUGUGAAGCCCCAGAGAGCCACAUCCUGAAGUCCUUGGCCGCCUGAACGCCUGCCUCCCCACCCCGGGCCCUACCCUUGCGCUCCCUGUGGGUGCUGCAGAGUGCUCCCGGCUGGGGGGCAGGGCUUGGUACUGAGGGGAGUCUGGAUACCCAGGGUCCCCAUGCCUAGUCCUUAAGCCCUCACGACGCCCACCCUGGUCCUGCAGCAGACCAGCAUCUCUCUGAUGCCCA